Molecule: messenger RNA, 2129 nt
Organism: Dipodomys spectabilis (banner-tailed kangaroo rat)
Lineage: Eukaryota; Metazoa; Chordata; Mammalia; Rodentia; Heteromyidae
Gene: Adipor1
Product: adiponectin receptor 1
Exons: 8
Coding region: 276-1403 (375 amino acids)
Biological process (GO): adiponectin-activated signaling pathway
Cellular component (GO): plasma membrane
Molecular function (GO): signaling receptor activity
Source: RefSeq, a predicted model, not a curated record
UCGGGAAGGUGACGCGGCUGCGGAGGUGACGCCGUGUGGUCGCGCGCCCCUUCCGGCGGGGAGAGGGCGCUGAAGAUCCGGGGCCGCUCGGCCGCAGGCCGCCUCCAGCGCCGCGGGAUGUAGCGCGGGGGACCGCGGCCCCCAGCAGAGCCCGCCCGCCCGCCCCGCGUGUCCACCAUCACUGGGAGAUCUCUGCCCCUUGGGGCUGAGAGGACCCCCCGCCCCCAAUCUUCUCCCAAGCUGAAGCUGCAGAGUAUUGUUGAAGUACCAGCCAGAUGUCUUCCCACAAAGGAUCUGUCGCAGCACAGGGCAAUGGGGCUCCUGCCAGUAGCAGGGAGACUGAUACAGUGGAGCUGGCUGAACUGGGACCUCUGCUGGAAGAGAAGGGCAAGCGGGUAACCGUCACCCCAACCAAAGCUGAAGAAGAACAAACAUGCCCAGUGCCCCAGGAAGAAGAGGAAGAGGUGCGGGUGCUGACACUUCCCCUGCAGGCCCACCAUGCCAUGGAGAAGAUGGAGGAGUUUGUGUAUAAGGUCUGGGAGGGACGUUGGCGGGUCAUCCCAUAUGAUGUGCUUCCUGACUGGCUGAAGGAUAAUGACUACCUGCUCCAUGGCCAUAGACCACCUAUGCCCUCCUUUCGGGCAUGCUUCAAGAGCAUCUUCCGCAUCCACACAGAAACCGGCAACAUUUGGACACAUUUACUUGGUUUUGUGCUGUUUCUCUUUUUGGGAAUCUUGACCAUGCUCAGACCAAAUAUGUACUUCAUGGCCCCUCUGCAGGAGAAGGUGGUGUUCGGGAUGUUCUUUUUGGGUGCAGUGCUCUGCCUCAGCUUCUCCUGGCUCUUCCACACCGUCUAUUGUCAUUCAGAGAAAGUCUCUCGGACUUUUUCCAAAUUGGACUAUUCAGGGAUUGCUCUACUGAUUAUGGGGAGCUUUGUCCCCUGGCUCUAUUACUCCUUCUACUGCUCCCCACAGCCUCGGCUCAUCUACCUCUCCAUUGUCUGUGUCCUCGGCAUUUCUGCCAUCAUUGUGGCACAGUGGGACCGGUUUGCCACUCCUAAGCACCGGCAGACAAGAGCAGGAGUGUUCCUGGGACUUGGCUUGAGUGGUGUGGUGCCCACCAUGCACUUUACCAUUGCAGAGGGCUUUGUCAAGGCCACCACAGUGGGUCAGAUGGGCUGGUUCUUCCUCAUGGCUGUGAUGUACAUCACGGGAGCUGGCCUUUAUGCUGCUCGGAUUCCUGAGCGAUUCUUUCCUGGGAAAUUUGACAUAUGGUUCCAAUCUCAUCAGAUUUUCCACGUCCUGGUGGUGGCAGCAGCUUUUGUCCACUUCUACGGGGUCUCCAACCUUCAAGAAUUCCGUUAUGGCCUAGAAGGUGGCUGUACUGAUGAUUCCCUUCUCUGAGCCUUCCCACCUGAGCAGUGGAGGAGGAACUUCCCAAGUGCUUUUAAAAAUAACUUCUUUACUGAAGUGAGAGGAAGUCUGAGUUGUCUGUUUUUAGAAGAAACCUCGUAGAGAAUCGAGUACCAGUCAAGCUUCAGCUCACUUUCACAGCCACUGGGCAAUAAACUUUGCAUUUCAUUCCCCACUGAGGAGGGUGGGAUGGUCACCCUCCUCCAGGCAACUACUGGUCCCUCACAGAGACAGAACUUUGAUGCUCAUGUUGAGAUUUUUACCCCUUCCUCUAACCAUUUUGGGAAAGAAAAAAAUUAUGGACUGGGACUCUUCAGAAAUUCUGGGCAUUUUUCUGGAAGAAAAUGUCCCUCCCUUACCCCCAUCCUUACUUUGUAACCUUGGCUUAUACCAGGCCAUCCAUUUUUGUAGCACACUUUUCAAAACAAUUCUAACUUGGUCCCACCUUUCUAGGGCCUAGAGCUGCUUGCAGCAGGAAGAAUGAAGCCACCAACUUUUACGUAGCCAGGCUAAUCAAGAAAUGUGUCCAGGCUUCAGAUAACUUGAGUCUUAGUUUUGUUUUGUUUUUCUUGGCAGAGUAAUGUAAACUUAAAAUGGGGAAAGAUAUUUAAUAUUUAAUACUAAGCUUUAAAAGGAACCUGCUAUCAUUACUAUGUAUCUUGAUGCAAAGACUAUGGUGAUAAUAAAAGAAAGUACAGAGACACUUGCAUUCAAAGA